AUGGUCACCCUCGACUUUAUAACCAUUAAACAGGCCCUGGCCUCGUCUUCGACCAAUGUUCGAAUCAAUCAGCUACGCUCAAUCGAGGAAAAGCUUACUCAAAAAUCCGUCGACAAUACCUCAACCGCACGUCUUCUUCAGCUCUUCUUCGGUACAUAUGCAUUCUACACUGAUCGACAGUCCCGACUAUCCGUCCAGAAAUGCCUUGUUGCCUUGAUCUCAGCUGGUGUCGACUCCAAGACCAUUGCCCCGCUCAUCGCCGCCGUGCGCAAGGAAAGUCAGAAACAAGGCAUCGCUCCUACCAACGCAUUUGUACUCGUCGAAUGGUGCAGCUUGUUCAUGCAGCAUUUUGACGCCUCAUUGUGGGAUCAAUUUGCUUCCGACAUCAUUUUAACGGACGCUGAUGCUUUGGAUAAAUGCCACCAGUCCUCCGCCAGGAAGUCUGUAGCCCACUCUGCCAUCAUUGUUACAAGAAGGGGUCUGCGAAAGCUUUUCUCAUCGUCAGACUCGAGCGAGAAUAGACUCUCCUCUUCUGUCGAUAUCUUAGCUUCCAAGAGCGCUCAAUCCACCCCCAGGAAUGCUGUCCUACUUGGUGUCAUCGCUGGCGUAUCUGCUAGGAAGGAUCACCUGCGGCCUGUUCUUGAUACUCUCAAACCCAAGUAUUACGAAUUUUUUACAAGGGAGAUAAUUGGCUCCCGUAUCGCCGUUCCGGAGCACGUCGUGCUGGGGCUUGGUGACUUCUUUACUUCUUUCGCAAUCCCUGAAGAACUCUCCAAGGAGCUGAUCCCUGCUCUUGAGAAGGGCCUUUUGCGUGCGCCCGAGGUCAUUCUUGGAGGCGUUGUCACGCCUCUUGUCCGCUCUCUACCCGAGAGUUUCGAUCUUUCAAAGGUUCUCGAGCAGAGUCUCCUUAAACCCUUGUUGUCAAAUGCCAAGUCAACUAAUCCAGCAAUUCGUGCUGGUGCCUUGGAUGCCUUCCGUGCACUAGUGCGCAGAUCGAACGAUACUACCUCGUUGGAGAAGGUCAUCAAUGAGAUCGCAACCACUCUCAAAGGAGGCAAACUCGCAUCUCCCGAUCAUCGCAUAUUGCAUGCACAGAUGCUCGAAGCCACUCCUCUUUCGACGUCAAGUGCCGAACAGGUCGCCAGCGCGGUGGCCACUGUAGCUGCUAAAGAAGGAAACGAGGGCGCUUUGGCUGCAGAGACAUCAGCAUUGGCAAAUGCCAUAACCUUUCUACUGGUUCAAGAUGGCGAAGUGCCCAAGCCUGUGCUGGACUCAGUUACUAAGGGACUUGCUGAGAAGAAGAUCCCCUCUCGCAAGUACUGGCUACUCAGGGUAGGAGUUAUCUUACAAUCCCUUGCUGAAGCACAGUCAGUGUCCCCAGGUAUGGUCACUUUUGUGGAAGCUGUUGUGCCUAAGAUGGUCACAACCCUCACGGAGGUGACAGCCAAUGCUGCCUCUGCUGCUCAAAGUGGUCUUGUCGUUGGUGCCUAUAUUCUGACGGCCCAGAAUCUUGUUUAA
Messenger RNA from Fusarium graminearum PH-1, 1518 nucleotides. RefSeq lists its product as uncharacterized. Gene Ontology annotation, molecular function: protein kinase regulator activity. Gene Ontology annotation, cellular component: cytosol. Gene Ontology annotation, biological process: regulation of translation; cellular response to amino acid starvation. The record is from RefSeq and is a predicted model, not a curated record. NCBI's taxonomy places the organism in Eukaryota, Fungi, Ascomycota, Sordariomycetes, Hypocreales, Nectriaceae. The transcript has 3 exons. Bases 1 to 1518 code for a protein of 505 amino acids.